ACCUGGUCUGACCAAGCAGUGCCCAUGCGAACAACGCUGAGGACGUUCUCAGCCUCCUCAGUGUCAAACUAUCCAAAAUCCAUGGGAAUUCGUGGUUUUUCGAUUUUAUUUUACAGCAGGUAAUUGCUCACCUCUAAGACGUCACUCCGCAGCAUCCGCCGCACAACUCCCUUUCCCUAGUCCUCGAUUAUGGAGCACUCAAAGCUGUCGAACCUAGCAACCUCGGAGAGCGAUAAUAAUGGAAAUAAUGGACAUGAGCUGUCGCGGGCUACCUCACCGGGUGGUGCGCCGUCAGAGACGAACGGCACCAUCGACGGUGAAAAGAAAGCUAGAGUGAGGCCGCGCACCUACCCAUACUUUAAAUACAUGCCGUAUGAGCUCGAAGACGACAGCGAUAGACAGAAGAAUCUGCACGAUAUCCUCAGAUGCCUCUAUAUUGCUAUUGAAGCUGGAGAUUUCAGCCCAGGUGCAGUACACUGGACUCGCGAACUGAGAGGAUGGCUAUCACUCAAAUUCGACCCGACGCGGGAGGAACGGAUCAAACUGGUGAAGCUUUACUAUGAGCUUUCGCUGGCUCCGGGCAUCGACCCCAAUGUUGCGGAGAGAUUCGCUAGCAUGUUUAUGUUCCUAACGAAGCGUAAGCAUUAUCUUCGACCCGUAAAAGAGCUUCUACUGGACUGGAGGCCUCUCUACAAGGAGCUGAAGACCUUCGUCCUGCCUACGGAGUCGGGAUUGGUGCACUCUACGAAUCUCAAACGCAACAUCAAGACCCUAACUAAGCUCUGCGCGUUUUCUCAGCUCUACUUUGACCCAUGUGAGUUGCCAGCAAUGCUGGAGGAGUUUCUUCCGCAUUACACGGCGUCCUUCUCAGAGGGAGCGUUUGUGGUAGUCGGUCUCAUCAACCUACUACUGCCCACGGCACCGCCUCCAGCUUCCAGAAUGGACCUCCUGCCACAGAAUUAUUUGCCGACAUAUUUUCACCUUUGGUCUUUGAUCAACCGAUCCAAGACAUUUGACAUGAACUUCCUUGAUUUCCUUUCUCGGCUGGCUCGAGACUCAUUGCCUGCGGGCCAUAUCACCUUUUCGGAGUAUGGUAUCUUCACGAAGGAUCAAUCAUCUCUCAUCUUCACAGCCAUCCUGAGACUACUGGAGAUUCCAGUUGGACAGUCAACAUCUCCAUACAGUGCCCUAGUUGAUAUCUCAUCGGGAUUGGGUAUCAUGCUCGAUAGGGAUUCGCGGAAGCAUCCCGUCGCUCACCACAUUGCCCGAUGGAUUGUGAUGUCGCUGUCUCCAGCUUGUCUCGAGACCGAAGAGUCUAUUCUGUCACAACUUGAAGCUCUUAUACAAGCUGUUGAGACUUUCUUCCACCCCUCAAAUUCAGGAGCUUGGACGAGGACACUUGCCCAGCUUGUGUACUACCUGUCGGACUUCUUCGUCAUGCGCUGGAACCGUGAGCACACGGGAGAGAUGGAGAUACCCCCUGAGCGGAGGCUAAACGAACCUCUGAAGAGGCGUUUCGUACUCUGUCUUCGAGAUGUGAUAUUCAUGGGCAUCUAUGCCAAGAGUGGCACAGCCAUGAACUUCUCGCUCUCUACGCUGCAGAGCUUGGCCUACCUUGAGCCGCAUCUGAUCCUGCCUGGGGCCCUGCAAAGAAUAUACCCGUCAAUGCAGGGGCUGGUUGAGGUUCACCGAACAACCUCGUCUCUCCGAUCGCUACAGGUACUGUCAAGGAUUAUGACGAGGACGAAGGGGUUCCGCUGCCAUAUGACAACCCUUUUGGGACUUGCCUUGCCUGGCAUCGAUGCCAAUGAUCUGGAGAAGUCCCUUCAUACCUUAUCGUUCAUUCAAUCUGUCUGUUACAACAUUCCCUUUGAUGACUUGACGAAAGGCCGCGACGAUGUGAACUGUAACAUGUUGGCUAUGCAAUGGAUUACUGGAGAGCUUGAGCGAAUGGAGGAGGAAGGAGUCGGAAUUCAGUUGAACUACGAUACGGAACUCAGUGAUGAAACUGAGGAGAUGAUCCUGCGCUCUUCAACAACUGGAUUCUCCGAAUUUCUGAUAUCCUUCCUCGGUCGAGUGUUCACGCUUUUGGAGAACUUGCCCGACGCUUCGCGGGUGCGCAGUGGCUCUCCUGAAGAGAAUGUUGUGAACACUCUACCCGCGACUUUGAUGCCUUUGCUGGCGUCUCUGUCUCCGGAGCUUUACGAUAUCGCCUUGACCAAGAUAGUCGACUUCGUAUCGAACCAUGUGAUCCAUCAAGCGCGAGAUGCCAUGGCCUUUAUCUGCAAUUCCCUUUGCAAGGUGAACCCAGAAAAGGCUCUCAAGCGUCUCGUCCCUCUGUUAACUCAGGCUAUACGCACUGAGAUCGAUGAAAAUGGGGCUGCUUCAACCAGAACGACAGGAUCUGACGUCCUUCCCCGCGAUCGAGCUCUCGUUUGGAACGUCAGUAUGUUGAGUAUGUGCGUUGUGCACGUGGGAGAUGCCGUUUUGAAGCAUAAGGAGGCACUCUUUGAUAUCGCAGUGUACAUGCAGGAGAAGUGCAAGGGGAUACCGACCGUGCACAUUUCCAACUUCAUCCAUCACCUGCUCCUUAAUCUUACUGUGACAUACACGAUUGACUAUUCGCUGUACGAGCCUGCAGCUAUUGCUGAAGGAAUCCAGCCUGAACAUUGGGGCUAUAGACAGGACCCUGACAAUUUAACUGUCAGAUGGCAUGUUCCAAAGCGUGAGGAACUUGAGUUCGCCGUGGCUCUUUUCCAAAACCAGGCAGAAAGUGCCAUCCGACAGCUGAAGGAGCUUACGACCGAUACAUCGAGUAUCAAGCGUGAUGGAAGCGGCAAGGAAUGGUCUGACGAAGUGACCCGAAAGCUUGUGCUUCUCCGUCUUAUCAUAUCCGGCAUCUCGAUGUUGUUUGACCCCAAAGCAGUUUCAAAGACUGACAAGGAUGCACCGGAUGGGCAUAUAUCCGAUGCGGAGAUGGCGGACGCAGACGGCCGUGUAUCCAAUGGCGACAAUAAUGCCGAGGAUCCCGAUUCCACCCUGGACACUUCUGAUGAGGAAACGGUCAGAGAGACGUUCACUUAUCCGACCGGUUAUCCUCUAGACGAGAAUGACCCACUCUACGUCACAAUUCAUGACAUUCGGGAGCGAGCCGGAUGGGUCCUCCAUGAGGUCCAUAGGUUCCUGACCGAGAAACAGGAAGAUGAUGUCGCUUGCUUUGGGGCCCUCUAUACUGCCUACAGGUCGUGGUUCAUCGACGUGGGUAUUGAGAGAUCGGCCCACGUCCUUGAUAGGGUCAGUCGGCUUCUUGCUGCAGAUAUCCAUCCAUACAAAGUCAGCGGUAUUCGGAAGGAUUACCCUCGUCCUUUGCUCGUACGCAGGGCGAAUGUGUACCACUUGCAACGCCUAAGGCACAACGCCAAUCCAAGGCCUCGCUCCAAGCUGGAUGAGAUCUUGCUGUUGGACAUCGCGGAAUCGUGUGUCUCUCUUUACACAGAUACCCGCCGUAAUGCCCAGAGUGCUGGCGAGUCAGCUCUCAAAGCCAUCUGGGGCUCUCGGUUGGUGGUGAUCCCCCCAUUACUGAAAGCCCUGCAGAAGGCAGUAAAAGAGAACGAUCAUCCACGCAUCAAGGGUGCUUUGUACUCGCUUUUGUUUGGCAGCCUUGCGAAGACUGUUGGAAGACACUGGAAGUACACACCGACGUUGAUAAGAACAUAUAUCGCUGCCAGCGCUGUUGACAAGCCCUCUGUUCAGAAACUGUGUUCCGGAGCUGUGUAUCAAAUCAUGGACUAUGGUCGUGCCAUGGAGAGGAUGGCCAUUCUCGAUCAAGAUAUCGUCAAGUCAAUAGCUCCGACAGAUAACGUUGACCAAGAAAUUGAACAGAAGCGCAAGUCAAUAAACAACAAGCGCGUGACGAUUGAGAAGAAGAAAGCAGAUCUCUCAGAGGAGUUGGUCAAUCUGGCCAGAACUUCUCACUGGAAGAUCGCCAGCCGGGCAGCCACGAUUGUGAUCAGUAUGGGUCUGCGGUUUGACUACAUUGCCAGUCAGAACCUGGUGGAUCUGGUCACGCAGGGCUCAAUCGACGACCAUCCUGGUCUUCGCGGCAUGUACUCCCAAGCACUUAUUGCUCUGUUCACGAUGAUAGACGUUCGAGCAAUCUGCUCUCAUAAUUACGAGGACUAUGUCUUGGGACGCCAGAAUUUCCCUUCGAGGAUCCAAGUAGCCACUAAGCGCUACGAGAAAGGUUGGACGGAAGAGUACUUGUCGAGCUUCGCAAAGCCCGAAGCUGAGUACUACAUCGAUCAUGACUUCCCCGGCUGGCUCGUGUGGGCAGAGACCAUGCCGGCUUAUAAAUCCAACGUCAGGUACGAUAUCGAAUAUGACGAUGUGGAGUGGAAGGUGCGCUCUCAUAUGGGCAAGCUCUUCGACCGCAAAUGGUUCCGGAAGUUCUUUGAGUACCUCAAGCAAGAACCCCGAGAUGCAUCAGCCGACAAGUUCCGUAUGGCUUGUGCUAUGAUGCUUCUCUACGUGUUUGAAUUGAUGUUCAGAGACGAAUUGACUGCCGUGACCUUUGACGAGAUCAAGGAAGAAAUCGCGGCGGUCUUUGAAGAUGGCAGUGACAAGCACCAGCAUCGAGCCACGGCAGAGAUUCUGGGAGCUUUGAUUAGCUCCGUCACAGAUACGAGUGUCGAAAAGAGAACAGUGGUCUGGGAAUAUGCCUUCCCGAUUGUUAGAAAGAUUUUUACCGAUGGGCUGACACCGGAGAACUCUGGUUAUUGGACCACUUUCCUUCAUAUGAUCCUGCAAUGCCGCGAUCCUCGUCGUGCCUGGCCAUUGGUUGAUUGGCUCGCGAGCUUUAGGUUGGAUAUGACAUCGAACGCUGCGUUCAAAGAGAGCUCCAAGAUUAAUCUACUGCACCAGUGCAUCAUUGAUGCAGGAUGGCAUUUCCAACUAGAGAAGCCAAUCCUCCAAGACUUCCUUGGGCACCUUGACCAUCCGUACAAGGGGGUCCGCGAGGCAAUGGGACAGACGCUUGGAACAAUUUACCGCACAAGAUAUCACGAGUCAUAUUCAGAUGUGAAUGAACUCGUGAAGUCUCAGAAGUCAGCGUCGUCCAUCGGCACUUAUCCGUACCAUCCAACAGAGGAAUUCAGCAAGACUCUGCGUGAUGUGUUCGAAAGACUCGAGAAGUGGCGACAUGAGAGGGAGCCUGGUCAGCAGACACCUUCGUCCUACACUUCGGGUAGCAAGACCGUGCUGCUCUGGCUCGACUCUACGCUCUCCUCGCAUGAAUGCACGCAACUUGUACCUUUCUUCCCAGAUGUCUUUACUGAGCAGCUGUUGCACAUGAUGGACGUCAAGGAAGACCCGGAAUUGCAGUCCCUGGCAUAUCAUGUCUUCCGCCAUCUGCCAAACAUCCCAUAUCCCGCGGAAGAUAACUCACAGUUUAUACAGUCGCUGAUACAUAUUGGCCUCACGUCAGCCUCCUGGCAUCAGCGUCUGCGAGUCAUGAUCAACAUGCAAAUCAUCUAUUUCCGCCGUUUGUUCUUGAUAUCUGGUGGAGACCGCGAAAAGCUCUUUGAAUGCAUUGCGACUAUGCUUCAGGAUUCUCAGCAUGAGGUCCGGGCUGGUGCCUCAGCUACACUGUCCGGCAUGAUCCGUUGCUCUCCGGUCGGUUUGCGCGAGCAAAUGGUUCAGAGACUGAAAGACCGUUUCACGAAAACCCUUGUCGAAAACCCCUUGCCAAAGAAACCGAGAAACUUCCGUGGAUUGUCACCCGCUCCUUCUUCUGGAGCCAGCACUCCUACACCCGAACAUACCCGUCUUAUAAUUAUCCGACACGCAGCGGUUCUGGGACUGGGAGCUCUCGUGCAGGCCUUCCCGUACACAAGCCCACCGCCAAGUUGGAUUCCUGAAGCACUGGCGAUCCUGAGUACGAAAGCCGCAAAUGACCCGGGUAUUGUUGGCCAGAGUGUGAAGUCUAUCAUUAGUGAAUUCAAGAAGACCAGACAAGAUACAUGGCACAUCGAUGCUAAGGUAAGGUUCCUAUUCUACUGCUCUUCUCCAUUUGGAAUGACUAACACCUCUCCUUGUAGGCAUUUACACCGGACCAGCUUGAAGAUCUGUCUGGCGUGCUUUGGAAGAGCUACUUCGCGUGAGGAGGUAAGGGUCUGUAAUCUACCAUCAGCGAAAGGCGUCCACGACGCCUUCUCAUCUUCAUUGAAGCGGGCGCCGAAUGCGGACUUGAACAGUUUACUCUAUGUUCGCAGAAUUGCCCACUUUCGCUAUGCCACAUUGGCUAGCUUCUCCUGGUAUUCUUAUCUCUUUAUUAUCGGUGACGACUUCUCCUUCAAGGAUAUAUUGAUCUAUAGGGUAACGAGUCCGUCUUGCCGUUCGGACUUGUGGUGGUUGGAAAUGCGAUUCGGGUACGGUUGCGGUUCGUAAAAUGGUGGCAGCUCCGAGAUAAUGUCAAUUUGAUGACCUGUAUCUGAUGCUUUGAAAGUGUAUUUCAUAAUAGAAGCUUUUCAUGUGAAGUAUCCGAGACCUGCAAGGUCUAAAUUGCAUCUACCACUUAGUAGCUUUUCCUAGACUGAUAUUGAGUGUCGAAAUCGGUAUGUCCAGCACCUAUGGGAGCUGAGCACUGCGCUAUUAUGUAGGAUUUCCAUGUUACAGACUUGGAUUGUGACUUCAAAAUACGUAGUCGGUAACGGG
This is a messenger RNA of Paecilomyces variotii, 6711 nucleotides long. RefSeq names its product putative proteasome activator subunit 4. Gene Ontology annotation, molecular function: proteasome binding; peptidase activator activity. The transcript has 3 exons. Gene Ontology annotation, biological process: proteasomal ubiquitin-independent protein catabolic process. NCBI's taxonomy places the organism in Eukaryota, Fungi, Ascomycota, Eurotiomycetes, Eurotiales, Thermoascaceae. Bases 190 to 6444 code for a protein of 2084 amino acids. The record is from RefSeq and is a predicted model, not a curated record. Gene Ontology annotation, cellular component: nucleus; cytosol.